This is a messenger RNA of Penicillium egyptiacum, 393 nucleotides long. NCBI's taxonomy places the organism in Eukaryota, Fungi, Ascomycota, Eurotiomycetes, Eurotiales, Aspergillaceae. The record is from the annotation of a GenBank genome assembly.
AUGCCUCUCAAAGUAUUUACCACUGAGUCCAUUGGUGCGCAGAGAAACCACAUUGCCAUCUACAUUGAAACCGAUCCAAGCGAAGACAGGGGUUGGCUACACCAUGUCACCGGAACAAUCCUGAACGGCAUGGAUUACACACCUAGGCAGACACCCAACCCGGAGUUGCUGCCAGAACAUGUGCCGGACUCCAAGAAGCAGAUCGGGAUCAUUGAAGAGGAAGACCUGGAGAGGUUCCAGGAGGAGUGCUGCCUAGCAGUUCUUCCCCCGCGGGCCCAGGUCACGCUCAAGGGAACCCGACUGUAUCCUGGCAUCCCGCUCUACCGCUGUGGAGAUUGGCUGAAAGAUGUUGCGGACAUGGCUGUCAGGAAGGGGAUCAUUAAGCCUCUGUGA